AUCAAUUUUCAUGAUGACAAGGAUAUUCACGUACCUUGCCCCGCUGGUCCGUCAGUGGGGCCAAAAUAAUGUUUGCAAAAAUUAUCCUCUCGACUGACUACUGCUUUUAACAGAGUCUCAGGGCAGGUACAUUGUGCAUUGGCAGACGCUGGCGGCCGACCACUUGUAUCGACCGUUGCCUGCAGGCUGCCGCGCUCUGCGCAGACCCGGGCCGGAAUCUGCAUUUGGUUGUAUGAUGCUUUCCAACACAGCCGACUUGAAGUCUUGAAAACAAUACUGCGCCCCUAUGACGAUUUGCUUCAAGCUUCUACCCAAGAGGCAAACUACACAGGUUUCUAACCCACUGUUCUCACACAUCACUGCAACAUCAAGACUCACGUAAGCAAGGAAAUGGACAUCCCAACAAUGCUGAUGGAGUGCCUCUGCGGUCCCAACGACGCCCAACCCAACCAGCCUGUCCGCCGAAACUACACGCUCAUUCGUGAAAAACCUCCUUUUGAGCCCUUCCCCUCCACCGAUCCCAGUAGUGCACCUACCGACGACGAUCUCACCCGCCUCACCAACAAGAUUCUGGUCAUCCUGCUUCAGUCUCCGGCGCCGGCCCCCUGCACCGACCUCACCCCUCAAGUCAUCGCCACCACGGGCGUCACUACCAAUGACUGGAGCUCGUACCUUGCUGAACGCCUCCUGCAUGCCCUCGAGGACACGCUCAAUGGAGACCAUUCCACAUGGGGCGAGGCCAUCACCGUCGCGUAUAACCGAGCCGUUGAUUUCCUGAGGGAGGAGCUUCAUGCGCUCUGGGAGUAUGCCCAAGAACAUCCAUAUGAGAUUGCUGCGGAGGUUGUCUUGACCAUGCUUGCGCUCGGGGUGUUGGCGAGGCUGGUUCCUGUCUUUGUGAGGGUUCUGGGAUUUGCGGAGUUGGGUCCGGUUGAAGCCUCUUUUGCGGCGUGGUGGCAGCAGUUGUAUGGCGGAUAUGUGCCCAAGGGAUCGGUCUUUUCGUUCCUACAACGGAUGGGAAUGACUUGGUAGGGGGGCAGUUGACAUGUUGGCGUUGGAAGUGCAUUUCACCGGGCACAUCAGAACCAUCACCGUCAUCACAGACAGUCUGUAGGACACAAACAUAC
Molecule: messenger RNA, 1124 nt
Organism: Parathielavia appendiculata
Lineage: Eukaryota; Fungi; Ascomycota; Sordariomycetes; Sordariales; Chaetomiaceae
Exons: 2
Coding region: 391-1029 (212 amino acids)
Cellular component (GO): membrane
Source: RefSeq, a predicted model, not a curated record